UAAAUUUAGAGCCGUGCUGUCACUGCACCGUACUGUCUCGUAAAUCCGGGGGAUUUUUAGAGGAAUUUUAGUGGAGUCCUGUAACUCUACAAGUUUUUAAUAUUUCCAUUCCAAAUUCCUGUCUUAAAUAAUGAUACAUUUGUUAGAUUUAACGCUCAUAUUGCAAGCACAGUCGUGUGGACGAGAACAGUAGCGAUUUGUUUUCACAUCACACUUCUGACUACGGUCAUCACACAGCACGUCUACGGGAAAGCGUAGGCGCGACCACCCAGCGUUCUACGUGGUUCGUGCUCCAUCGUAGGUUGUACCUCAUUAACAGUUACACUUACAACUAUAACACGUUGUCAUUAUUUCGAAGCUGCCUAAUAAUAAACUGCUGAGUACUGCAGGCCUACAUCGUUUUCUCAUACGCGUUAUUUUCGAAGGAGAGAAGCAUCAUGUCACUUGAAGAUCCAUUCUUUGUUGUGAAAGAGGAAGUGGAGAAGGCUGUGAACACAUCAGAGGGACUCUACCAGAGAUGGACUCAGCUCCUAGAAGACACAAACAGUGUGAGCAAGGAGGAGUAUGACUGGACCAUGAACGAACUCAGGAAUAGUCUUAGGAGUAUUGAAUGGGAUGUGGAAGAUCUAGAGGAAACCAUUAGCAUUGUUGAAGCCAAUCCAAGAAAGUUCAGGAUAGAGCCCAGUGAUUUGGACACGAGGAGACUCUUUGUCACAAGGACCAAAGAUAGAGUCCGAGAGAUGAAAGAGCAUAUGAGUAGUCCAGGGACCAAGACGAGAGAAGACAAGAAAUCAAGACAGUCUCUGUUACCCAACGGCCCAGGACGACCAAAGCACAAGUACAGUCGGCUAGAGCAGGAGGCUGAAGAUGAGAACCAACGCUUCAUCAGAGAUAGCAACCAGCAACAACAGCUAAUAAUGGAAUCACAAGAUGAUCAAAUAGACAGAGUAGCAGACAGUGUGGGUGUGCUGAAGAACAUGAGUCACUCGAUAGGGAACGAGCUUGAUGAACAAGCAGUGAUGUUAGAUGACUUCUCUACGGAGCUGGAGAACACGGAAUCAAGGUUAGACGGCGUCAUGAAGAAAAUGGCUAAGGUCACAAGAAUGUCAAAUGACAAGCGGCAAUGGAUGGCAAUAGCAGUGCUUCUGGUGGUCAUGCUCAUCGUCAUCAUCCUGUUCUUCAUAUGACACUUACGACAUGGCCGUCUCCAGGAUACCAUCUUAACACGCCACACAGAGAAGAGCCACCGAGGUGUGCAAAGUUUCCCCCCUCAUCCAUGUGAAAGACUCCUGAAAGGAAAUGACUCUUUGAGGAAAACAAUCUUGUGUGGAUUAUACAAUGGACCCCUCUGUCAAGGAAUCUCUGUAGGGGUAAUAACUGAUGUACCUGUAUGCUGUAGGAACCAACUACAUUAUGCAAACGCUGCUGCUCGUGUGGUGGAUGAGCUUAUUAUAUUGGACACAAGGCUACCUGCAUGCAGACAGCAUCAAACUGAUUAAGGAUUAGAAGAUAGUACUACGUAUGACGAAUAUGCUUUGAUGUAUUAGGUACUAGUGUUGCACUGAAUUAGUUUUUUAUUUUUCACAGUUGCAGCUCGAAAUGUUUGCCUGUAUGUGCAUGUACAAUGCUUCAAUGAUCAGAGGUACAAGGCUUUAACAGGGAGUAAUUUCAUGCAUUUUAUUACAUGGAAACUAGAUCUGAUAUUGCACAACCUGCUUGAGGAUUCAUCAGGUAUACAGUCAGACCUGUCUUAGUGGCCACCUCUCUAUAAAUGGCACCUGUCGAAAGUGGCAAAGCAUUCCGCCUCCCUCGAGAAUGAAAUGUGUGUCAUAGGACCUGUCUAGAAAGACCAGCUGAUGUACCUAUACACCUCUCUGUAAAGGCCACCUCUCCAUAGUGGUGAAGCAGUUCGCCUCCCUCGAGAAUGAAAUGUGUGUCGUAGAACCUGUCUACAGUGGCCACUCACUCUGUUUCCCUUGGGUGGCCUUAAUAGACAGGUUGGACUGUAUACACAUGCAGAGCUUUGUCUUGUAAUGAGGGGAAACGUAUCUAGACUCUGCAGGUAAUUUUCAGUGUGUUAGAUCCGUGCUGUCUUAAUGACUAUAAUAGAAUACCAUAUUUAUCCAGCGCAUAUCAAACACAUCUAUAUGUCCCUUCGGGUUGUAAUGGAGAGAAGCAAGAAAGACAUAAAGAAUAAAAUAGAGUGAGAUAUAUGCUAAACAUACUUCCUUAUUUCAUCAGUUGAUGUUAGAAAUUGUUUCUAAAAGACUUUUUUUUUUAAGAUGUGUUUUAAAGUUGUCAACGGUAUCACAAAUUUUGAUAUAUCCUAGCAAUUUAUUCUAAAGCUCUGCUGAUGCCACCUGUAAAAAGAGUGUGACCCCUAGAACUUUGUGUUUAUGUGAGGGAUACAUCUUGUUAAUAAUAAUAAUAAUAAUAAUAUUGGAUAUUUAUAUGGCUCACAUAUCGACCCUGCAAGGUGCUCAAAGCGCUCCAAUAUUACCCCGGCUCUGCUAGGAGGGACUUUUAACUACUUAGGAGCUAAUCCUUGGACAUAUACGUCGCUUUCUUGGACAUCGUUUACUCCAGUUUUCCCGUAGAGCAUCCCUUGAAAGAAUUGCAUGUAUGUAGUUAGAGGAGCAUAGAACUUAAGCUAGAGGAGCAUAGAACUUAAGCUAGGAAUAUUAUGAAGUUCAUACAAAGUUAUGAUUGUGUCAGGACCACGUGAAUGAAUCCCAUGAUAUUUGUAAAAUUUAUUGUGAGACCUGUCUGUUCUUUUUCAGUAUUAACACUACAAACAUUGCAUCGGAUUCCGUCCGCGCAGUUUUAUGUUUUUCUUCAUUUUCUUCAUAAGCCUUAAUCCACUGGCCUAUAGAAUGCCGGGUAAAAAAUUUAAUGUUGAAUUCAUACUUUCUAAAUGCUCCUAAAUUAAUUUUGAAGGAGAUUGGUACACUUUUU
Molecule: messenger RNA, 2955 nt
Organism: Strongylocentrotus purpuratus (purple sea urchin)
Lineage: Eukaryota; Metazoa; Echinodermata; Echinoidea; Camarodonta; Strongylocentrotidae
Product: syntaxin-6
Exons: 7
Coding region: 438-1187 (249 amino acids)
Biological process (GO): vesicle fusion; Golgi vesicle transport; intracellular protein transport
Cellular component (GO): SNARE complex; synaptic vesicle membrane; endomembrane system
Molecular function (GO): SNAP receptor activity; SNARE binding
Source: RefSeq, a predicted model, not a curated record